Messenger RNA from Vollenhovia emeryi, 5328 nucleotides. It is a transcript of the gene Dh44-R1, whose product is annotated as diuretic hormone receptor-like. The record is from RefSeq and is a predicted model, not a curated record. Gene Ontology annotation, molecular function: peptide hormone binding; diuretic hormone receptor activity; G protein-coupled peptide receptor activity. The transcript is spliced from 11 exons. Gene Ontology annotation, biological process: cell surface receptor signaling pathway; adenylate cyclase-modulating G protein-coupled receptor signaling pathway. Lineage: Eukaryota; Metazoa; Arthropoda; Insecta; Hymenoptera; Formicidae. Gene Ontology annotation, cellular component: plasma membrane. The coding region runs from base 314 to 1843 and encodes 509 amino acids.
ACAAUGUAUCCCUAAUACUCUGCAUUCUCUACAUUACUCUGCAUUACUCUACAUUACUCUACAACACUCUAUAAUACCAGACGAUACGGAGGAGACAGGGAGACCUGAUUGGUUGAUUGACCGUUAAAGCGCGCGCCAAUCGACCAAUUGCUGGCCCAUCGACCGAGUCAAUUUUCCCUUUGAAAUUUCCACUUCUUCUCAUUGUCAGUCUACGUUGUGCCAUGACGCGAUUCUCAUCCAUUUCCCAUGGUGUGGUGCAAUCACCGAAAUGUUGUGUGUGUGAGUUUUUUCCUUCGUAAACACGUCAUCACGAAUGCAAAGAGCACAUCAAGAGGCGUUCGAAAGAUACAUUUGUCUUUUCGAAACGAGACGUCUCGGUGAGAAAAAUAGCGCUGUACGAAGGGUCGACGUUAACGGCAUGGCCUCGUCCCUUACGAACGGCACAAAGCCGCUAGUCGGUGGCAAUUAUGUGCUCAACGUUUUGAACUACAUUAACGAACUAAACGAGUCGUUUAGCGUCGAGCAGCUCCAAUGUUUCGAACGCGAACAUCAGGAACGCGAAAACCAGAAGCAGGAACAGCUAGAAUGCCAAGUGAGCUGGGACGCCAUACUGUGCUGGCCCCGGACGCUUCCCGGCACCUUGGCUACUAUCCCUUGCUUCGACGAGCUCAACGGAAUACCUUACGAUAACACUCAAAACGCCAGUCGCUGGUGCUGGCCGAAUGGGACCUGGGACAAUUACUCCAAUUAUUCCAUGUGCCGCGACGUGCGGUUGUCGACCAUCGAGCCCGGUGUAGAAAUCACGACUACGCUAUAUUUCAUCGGCUACAGCCUUUCCUUGUUCACUCUGAUAAUGGCAGUCUGUAUAUUCAUCUAUUACAAAGAGUUACGGUGCCUCAGAAACAACAUACAUACGAAUCUAAUGUUCACUUAUAUCCUGGCUGAUUUGACGUGGAUCUUAACUACUGUGAUGCAGGUGUCGAUGCAAACGGAUAUACCAACUUGCGUCACGUUCUUCUCGCUUCUUCACUACUUUCACUUGACAAACUUUUUCUGGAUGUUUGUCGAAGGUCUGUACUUGUAUUUGUUGGUCGUGAAAACCUUCACUGGCGAUAAUAUCAAGCUGAGACUCUGCCUGGUAAUUGGCUGGGGUGUGCCGGUGCUAGUGAUAGCCAUGUGGGGAAUCGCCAAGUUGUUGGAUCAGAAAGUCAUGAGCCACAUCAUGAAUCAAGCUAACCAGGAAAUGGCGCUCUGGAAACACUGCCCCUGGAUGAUACCGCAUCCGUACGACUGGUUCUAUCAAGCGUCCGCUAUAACAGUCCUAGCGGUCAACAUGGUGUUCCUUUUCAUGAUUAUGCGGGUGCUGAUAACGAAGCUCUGGUCGUCCAACAACGUCGAGACGCAGCAAUACCGGAAAGCCAGUAAAGCUCUCCUGGUGCUGAUACCACUUCUAGGAGUGACGUACGUCCUGGUCAUAGCUGGGCCCACCGAAGGUCAAGUUGCGAAUGCAUUCUCCUAUGCGCGCGCAAUUUUGCUCUCUUCACAGGGAUUCUUCGUGGCGUUAUUUUACUGCUUCCUCAAUACCGAAGUGCAGAAUACGGUUAGGCAUCAUUUUGCACGCUGGAGCACCUCGCGAAAUCUCGGCAACCGCCGGAGGUAUUAUAACAAUUGGUCCCCUCGUUCAAGAACGGAGAGCAUAAGAUUGUGCCAGCCGUCGAAUCCCUAUCGAAAGCGGGAGUCUACGGUAAGUGAGACUACCACUACGACAGUGAUAGGCCUCAAUUCCACCACCAUGUUCCUCGAUAAAUCCAAAGGGGUUAUUUCGGAGGAUCUCAACGAGUGAGACAAGAUUCAUGAGAGAGAUUUCAGUAUGGAACAAGACCCGUCGCGUUGUCGCAAUAUUGCAGAUUACGUCGUCGCGUCGGUAGGCUGUGGGUGUGUGUGUUGAUUACAAGUGGGCAUGCAGCUAUAUAUGUAGCGCUGCGUUUCCCACGAAAAUUCUCAAUGCGAAUAAUUAACUAAUAUAUGUCAAAACAAAUAUCCCCCUCCUAUCUUUCUCCAUAUUUUUUCAUAUCUUGCCAAAAUCCUCACAUAUCAUUAAUUCCACUCCCUUGCCGCGGGAUUUUAUUAUUCGAUUACGAAAUUACGAUGGCACGAGUGAGAGACUGGAUAUGGAUUUUAUCUUUGGCGUUCGUAUGUCAAUGUCGUGUAUAUAUCCUCAUUGCGACAAUAUCGACUCGCAAAAUAUGCCAAAGAGAAUUCACCCAUAUAUUAUCUCUCUCUCUCUCUCUCUUGAAAAUAUCAAACAUAUGUGGAUUGCACAUUUAUUCAAAGAGAACAGUUUUUCCAACAUAUUUUUUAUUCGCAUAUAGUGCGAGAAAAACUGGUUUCCUCUUUGACUUGAUAAUUAAAUAUAGAUAGCCGUAAAAAAGAAUAUUUUAUGUAACGUGCGUGCGUGUAUGUAACAUCAGAAUCUCAAUUAUACGAUUAUACGAUUAUACGAUUAUACGAUUAUACGAUUAUACGAUACAAUUUCGCAAAACUAGAUGAAUUAAGAGAAAUGGUGAAUGAGUUUCUUCUGUAAAACUGAAUAACUUGUUGCAAGUACAAGACGAGUGCCGUCUUCACUCAUUGUCAACGUUGACUAGUGCAUGCAACCAUUUCAGCUUUAAAAGAUUUUUCUGCAUCAUGCUGAGGAAUCGUGCACUUGUGUCGAUAGAAAUUUUAACUCUCCUCGGUCUCUCUUUCGUAUUCUCUUUAAUCAAACGUUAAAAUCAUUUUAAACAAGGGAACACCUAUUACAGCAAACGAUCCUAAAGAUGAUAUAUGUUUCUGUCAAAUUAUUCCAACGAGACAUUGAUUAAUCCAAUCAACUGGAAUAUUAACUUAAUAAAUCGGUCAUGAUACAUCGAUAAUAUUGUUGAUAUAAUAAUAGGUAUAAGUUAGGUGUAAAAAUAUACAGAUUAUAACGAAAACAAAAAUGUAUAUUUAUUAAACAAAUUUGUAACAAUUGUAACAAAAUAUACUUACCUGUGUUGAAAUACAGCAUGUAUUAUUCGCAGAUGUGACCUGAUACCGAGUUGCACUCAUCAUAAUUUAUUAGAAAUCAGGAAAUAAUCCCUUCUCUUCUUUUUCGCUUGAGAAUUUUGACGAUUCUAGACCAUUACUUCAUCAACUAUUGCAAUUAUAAGAUUAAUAUCAAAUGAAGAAAGAUUAUUGUACAGUCACAUUAUGGAGUUACAAAAUGUAACAAAUCUGAUCGUUAGGAAUUUUAUUUUCUCUUUGCACACAUUUGAAAUACGGUAUAACAGUGAUUAAAGCGAUAUACAAAUUUUCAGCUCAAGCUCCGCAGACAUUUACAGUUAAAAAUGUACGUACGUGUUUGUGUGCGUCGAGUUACAUAUAUGUAUGUACAGAGUGUCUAAUAGGUGUAACACCCGCCGUGGGUGCAUGAAAUGAGUCCUGAACCAUUUUGUGACUAUGCUAAUAAAUUUAUCAAUUAAUAAAGAUCCGCGAAUCAGCAUGCGUCUAUAAUAACCUAUUUAUGUUUGGCCGUAAUUGCUAAACGGUAGAGAACUUUUCUCUAUUUAACUCUAUCGGCGAGUGUAUGUUCUGUAUAUAUGUAUACAUGCGCGCACACGCAUAUAUUUAUUUUUAUUUAUAUACAUAAACAAACCCGUAAAAAUGAAAAGCUUAUCCUUCGUAUAAUAAUGACUAUAUGUCUUACUACAUAUCUUUGGACAGUGUAAAAUAUUUCAUGUUUAUAUAUAAAAUUCAAUCUUUGAGAAUGUGCUGAUUCUGACUUUUACAUUUUACACAUACUCAUACAUAAGCAGUUGUAAUGUGUGUAAUUGUUGUUAAAAAAUAAGAAUUGCACGGAGAAAUAUUCCAUUAUGUACAAUGAAAUAAAUCCAACCACUUUGUGUUGGUUUACAAAAAUUUUUCCAUCAAAUUUCUUCUCGUAUAAAUUUCACUUUAUCACUUUACUGAUUGUGAGCAUCGUUUCUCUCACAGAGUACGAAAUACAUGGAUAUUAUUGUAGUAAUCUAUUACAAAAUACAGUCGUUUAAUCAUCUAUUUAAUCUUAGAAUACCAUACUAGUAAAAAAUGUACAUAUCUUGUAUGUGCAUUUAUAUCCUAUUUUUGUCAAGUAGAUAUAUAUGUUUUUAAAAUUUCUGCACAUAAUGUUGCGAAAUUAAAAUAAUCAUUUUUUUAAAGAUAGCGCAAAAAAUUUAUUCAAAAAUACUUUCCGGUUAAAUACUAAUCAUCAAAAUUCGAUAAAAUUGAUUAGAAAAGUAUCGAUAAAAUUUCGUAUUCUACGAUUAAAUAGAUGUGUAUCUUUAAUAAGCAGGACUACUCGUGCAAUAUAUUUUUAUUCUUUGUAGUAAUGAAUUUCUCUCUCUCUCUCUUUCUCUCGAAUUAAAUAUAUCCAUAUGCUAUUGCGGGACAUAAAUGUCAAAGAGAAAAUUUCCAAAAGAUAGAUUGUGAGGUCGUAAAAUGCAAAAUAAUACUAGUCUAAUAAGUAAAAUAUUACAAUAAUAAAAUGCAAUAAUUCCUUUUAUAUUAAUAGAUAUUACAAUUUUUGUACAAUAAAAAUAAAGUAACAUUUUUCCAUAAUAGAUGAAUAGCUGAUUUUGUGUAUACAUAUCUUGCUUUCUGCAUUUCACGAUUUUGAAUUCUCCUUAUAAUGGAAUAUUAGAAAGAUUUGAAGAGAUGUCAAUAGAUUCGGACUAAAGAGAAAAGUGAUAUUCAAGUAAAACUUGAAAUAGCUGCUCACCUAAAAGAUACAAAUAAAUCACAUGGAAUGUAUGUAUUGGAGGAAACGAUACCCCUUAGAAUUUCUAAAACCAAAUUUGAUUGGGUACUUUCCAUUUAUAUGACUGUAGCGAUGCUUGUAUGUUGUGCGACAGUUCUGGAUAGUAAAAAAAAUACGUAAAACCAAUUUCAAUUUAUAACAAGAGUUUUGUACACAACAAUUUCACAAUAUAGUAAUAAUUAAGUAUAAAUCGAGAGAUGAAUUGAUUUUAUUAUACGUAUAUUCCCAGAUAUAUUCGCGUACAUAUAAGUACAUUCUAGAGAUACAUUUCCAUGUAAUUUAACGAGUAAAAUUAACUUUUUUUUCGAUAUUUUGGUAGAUUCCCUAAGUAAAAUUAAGUGAUUUGAGAUAUCGAGAGAGAUGGAGACGGCAAAUUAAAUGGAAAGCACCCGUCAAGUAAAGAAAUCGUUUAUGUGUAUAUGAACUUGUUACACUCGUCUACGUUGACAACUGCAUUCGAUAUCGGAUGUGACCAUAUUAUUUCUUUUCCUCACUUUUUUUUUUUUAAUGAG